UUUCAGUCGUCCAUAUUUGUGCGGGGCAUAUCGCCGCCAGACGCUGUGCUGUGUGGAGCAACAAAACACUGCGAGCUUACGAUCUGAAAUCAACGACCCGUCGUGAUCUUACGUCGCUGCUUUCUGUUCCGAAAGCUCGACAUGUACUUUAACCACGGUUACCCCGUUAUCGCCUGCUGCGUCCUGGUCGGGCUGGUUCUGGCUUUAGAAGAUGGCCCGGAUCGACCGGUUAUCGGAGCUCCGGGAUCCCCGGUCCGUUUGUCGGAGUCAGACCCAGGGGUUAUGAAAGCAGUCAAAUUUGCAGAGGAACGAUAUAACAUGGGCUCCAACGCGAUGCAUAUACGCCGUGUUAGCAAAAUCAUUUCGGCCAGCAAGCAGCUAGUAAAAGGUGUUCGGUACAGUAUUAUGGUUGAGAUUGGAAGCACUCAGUGUAAGAAGUCCCUAAAGCUGAGCGGUGUGGACACCUGUGACUUUUUCCCAGAGCCUCACAAACAGAAGACGGAGGUUUGUUUGUUUGAGGUUUGGGACAUUCCCUGGGAAAAUAAAUCCACCCUACUUAAACAGAAAUGCCAGCCUGCGGUUUCCAAGGAGCUCAAAAAGGUUGCAGCCGUACCUCUAACCCACGGCAAACCCAUGAAGGAAACUGUGGAGCUUUUGACAGAGUUUAAAAACUUUAUGAUCACAUACAAUCGAACAUACAGCUCCCAAGAAGAGGCAGAGAAGCGCCUGCGCAUUUUCCAAGAGAAUAUGAAAACGGCACAGACGCUGCAAUCUCUGGAACAGGGGUCAGCUGAGUACGGGGUCACCAAGUUCAGUGACCUCACAGAGGAUGAGUUCAGAAUGAUGUACCUGAACCCGAUGCUGAGUCAGUGGAGCCUGAAGAAGCAGGUAAAGCCAGCGACUCCGGCUAGCAAGACUGCUCCUGACAAUUGGGACUGGAGGGACCACGGGGCAGUCAGUGCUGUGAAGAAUCAGGGCAUGUGUGGCUCAUGUUGGGCAUUUUCUGUGACUGGAAACAUUGAAGGACAGUGGUUCAAGAAAACUGGACAGCUUCUUUCUCUCUCAGAGCAGGAACUGGUCGACUGUGAUAAACUGGACCAAGCAUGUGGAGGUGGACUGCCGUCUAAUGCUUACGAAGCCAUCGAGAAGCUUGGAGGUCUUGAGACGGAAACGGACUACAACUACAUAGGACACAAGCAGAGCUGUGAUUUCUCUUCAGGGAAGGUGGCCGCUUACAUUAACAGCUCUGUCGAGCUGCCUGACAAUGAAAACGAGAUUGCUGCUUGGCUGUCUGAGAAUGGUCCGGUCUCUGCUGCCCUCAAUGCUUUUGCCAUGCAGUUCUACAGAAAGGGAGUAUCUCAUCCACUGAAGAUCUUCUGUAACCCCUGGAUGAUCGAUCACGCUGUGCUGCUUGUGGGAUUCGGACAACGUAAUGGCAUUCCAUUCUGGGCCAUCAAGAACAGCUGGGGAGAGGACUAUGGAGAGCAGGGUUACUAUUACCUGUACAGAGGAUCCAGACUGUGUGGAAUCAACAAGAUGUGCUCAUCUGCAGUUGUGAAUUAGAUGUGCGUGCACACACACACACACACACACACACACACACACACACACACACACACACAGAAAGCAAGGAAGCAUGGAUAGAAAACAUUUAAAAACAAUCAUGAACAUGUGACUCUGUUUCAGUCGUCAUGUGAUCAGUGUAAAACACACAUUCUGCACAUAUUUUAUCCACAUAAGCACAUAAUUCUCAAUAGUUCAGUAUAGGUCAAGUACUUUAGUUACCAGUCAUUUUGCUGUUAUAUAAUGCUAUAGCUGAAUUUGUUGUACAUUACCUCCGAUCCACAUGUGAUGUUACGGACACAGCAGAUUACCAAAUAGCAAACAGGUACAAGAUAACAGCACAGUUUACCACGUUACUAAAACAUAACGUGUGUUAUUGUGAUUUUAGACUAGGUCAUUUAGUUAAUUACUUGGUAUUUUACUCUAAUUAUUUUGAAUUGAACUCUUUAAGUUUUGCAUUCUGCGUUUUACCUAAUUGUUAAUUUAAUUCCAAACCAAUGAGUUGAGCCUGUGUCAUAUUUGCUUUUAACCCCGCUGAACAGAUUAGCAUUUUAACAGUGUAUUUCAUUUUUUCCAAGUGCGUUUUACUGAAUAUUUUAAGCUGCUGGUCUUGCAAACUAGAUUUUGCACACUACGAAUUUCCACAGUAUAUUGUGAUCAUUCCGUUAAUGUAAGUAUUGCUGUUUUUACCCUCAUUUUGUUGCAUGGGGAAAAGUGGCAGAUGCUUUUUCCAAAUGCACAAUGGACGUUUAGUUUGAGGUUUGAGUUGCGGCAGAAAUGAUGCGUUUCUCAGUUGCCGCGCAGUUGCUGUUCAAACCAGCUGUAUCUUUAAUGCAUUAUCAAAGCUGCAUUGCCGAAUAAACUCCUAAAUGUCUCA
Puntigrus tetrazona (Sumatra barb) is the source of this 2440-nucleotide messenger RNA. It is a transcript of the gene ctsf, whose product is annotated as cathepsin F. The record is from RefSeq and is a predicted model, not a curated record. The transcript has 14 exons. Gene Ontology annotation, cellular component: lysosome. The coding region runs from base 142 to 1563 and encodes 473 amino acids. NCBI's taxonomy places the organism in Eukaryota, Metazoa, Chordata, Actinopteri, Cypriniformes, Cyprinidae. Gene Ontology annotation, molecular function: cysteine-type endopeptidase activity; cysteine-type endopeptidase inhibitor activity.